AUCCACAAAUAUAGACUACCAGUGUACAGAAUCUUUCCAGUUCAGUCGGCAGCAUCUUUGACAGACAGGAACUUCGUUACAAGUCUACCUACGACAUCACAAAAUGCCUUUCGUUCCCGUAGAGACUCCCAAGUGCCCAGCGUGCGGCAAGUCGGUAUACGCUGCCGAGGAGCGCGUUGCUGGUGGUUACAAAUUCCAUAAGACUUGCUUCAAGUGCAGUAUGUGCAACAAGGCUCUGGACUCGACAAACUGCACUGAGCACGAGAAGGAACUGUUCUGCAAAAACUGCCACGGACGCAAGUACGGUCCUAAGGGAUACGGCUUUGGCGGUGGUGCUGGUUGCCUGUCGAUGGACUCGGGGGCACAUUUAAAUAGAGAAUAGAGCGGUUCCUGACCAAUUUUGUUAAAGUCAACAACCAAUCGUCUUGACCCUAUGUGUUAUAUUUAUCCAGAUAUAUAUAAAUUCUACGGUAAAAAUUAUUUUUGUAUUCAUUUUCAUCACUGACUGUAACCUAAUAAAAGGAAUUUUAAAAUAGAACUUAAUAUUUAAAAUAUA
Messenger RNA from Drosophila nasuta, 556 nucleotides. It is a transcript of the gene Mlp60A, whose product is annotated as Muscle LIM protein at 60A. Gene Ontology annotation, cellular component: Z disc; nucleus; cytoplasm. The transcript is spliced from 4 exons. Gene Ontology annotation, molecular function: actinin binding; structural constituent of muscle. Gene Ontology annotation, biological process: muscle tissue development; sarcomere organization. The record is from RefSeq and is a predicted model, not a curated record. NCBI's taxonomy places the organism in Eukaryota, Metazoa, Arthropoda, Insecta, Diptera, Drosophilidae. The coding region runs from base 104 to 382 and encodes 92 amino acids.